Sorex fumeus (smoky shrew) is the source of this 741-nucleotide messenger RNA. RefSeq names its product biogenesis of lysosomal organelles complex 1 subunit 4 (gene BLOC1S4). NCBI's taxonomy places the organism in Eukaryota, Metazoa, Chordata, Mammalia, Eulipotyphla, Soricidae. The coding region runs from base 45 to 668 and encodes 207 amino acids. Gene Ontology annotation, cellular component: BLOC-1 complex. The transcript has a single exon. The record is from RefSeq and is a predicted model, not a curated record.
GCGGGAAGCCGGGAGCGGGCUCUGGAGCCCCGCCGGCACGGGCGAUGGACGGGCUCUCCGGGGAGGACGCCGAGCCCCAGGGCGCCGCGUGGAGCGGGGACAGCGGCCACGUGUCCCAGAGCCAGAGCAGCGCGUCGGGGCCCUGGGAGGACGCGGGCCCCGAGCCCGGCGCGCCGGGCCGAGACCUGGCGCUGAUGCGGCGCGUGGCCGCGAGCUACGCCGCCUGCCUGCUCCCGGGGCCCGGCGCGCCGCCCGAAGUGCAGGCGCUGGACGCCGGCCUGGAGGAGCUGCUGGCGCGCGUGGACGAGUUCGUGGGCAUGUUGGACAUGCUGCGCGGCGACUCCUCGCACGUCGUGCGCGAGGGCGUGCCGCGCAUCCACACCCGGGCGGCCGAGAUGCGGCAGGUGUACGGCAAGAUCGACCGGCUGGAGGCCUUCGUGUCCAUGGUCGGCGCCAGCGUGGCCAGGCUGGAGGAGCAGGUGGUCCGCGCAGAGGCCGAGCUGGGCGCCUUCCCCAGCGCCUUCCGCAGACUCCUGCACUCCGUGAGCGUGCCCGCCCUCUUCCACCGGGCGCCCCCGGGCCGGACCUCGCCGGGCCGCUACGAGCCCCCCGCCCUGUUUCGGACCGAGGACCACUUUCCCGGGCUCAGCGAAGCACCCCAGGUCUGAGGGGGCCGCAGCUCACCGCAGAGGACCCGGUCUGAGCGGGCCCCUCGCCCGGCCCGCGCGAAGCUUGGGGCGG